CUCAUAACAAUAUUGUGUAAGAUCGUGAAAUUAGGUUGAUUUUUCCAAAAGAAGUGUUCUCGCAUUCAACAUAAAGAAAUGUCUCAAAUAUCCAUAAGUCUUCUUCACUGCAGGAGCAUUCUAUCCCGGCAUCAUACACGCAUUCGUUUCUUCAGUGCAGCAAAUAAAGCCUUCAAGAAAUCAGAAAUCACUACCGAAGGAGAACAGAUUAAAGAUGAACCGAUCAAGUAUUUCAGCAGUCCUGCGGCUCAAUGGAAGGCUGAGCAAACCAGAAGCGGCCAAAACAAACCGGACAUGCCCUGGUAUCAACCGUAUGUAGUUAACCUUAGCGUAGCAAUUUUCCUGCUGUAUUUUUGUGUGUUGCGUGAGGAAAACGAUAUUGAUCGAGGAUUGGAAAGUUCCUUGUAUGAUCAAAUUCCAGGGCUAGAGCAGAAACAAUUGAUGGUAAAUUACAACUACAACAUGGAAAAUGGACUGUCUACUGUCGAAAUUGAGCAAAGGAUGAAGGAACUAGGCAUGGAAUAUUAAAGCAGAACUGAUAAUAAAGUUCUUAGAUACUUA
This is a messenger RNA of Ochlerotatus camptorhynchus, 561 nucleotides long. RefSeq lists its product as uncharacterized. The record is from RefSeq and is a predicted model, not a curated record. Bases 79 to 528 code for a protein of 149 amino acids. Lineage: Eukaryota; Metazoa; Arthropoda; Insecta; Diptera; Culicidae. The transcript has 2 exons.